UGCUGAGCAAUAUGUCCAAUCACCCGAUAGAGAGAAGCAUUGUGCCAUGGAUGAUGAUUUACUGAGCAAUGACAGUGAUCUAUCGGUGCAAGAAGAUCAUACUCAACUAAGGCUAGAAGCAGUUUCCGAAGAAGGCGUCUAUUUGCAGAAUUCCCAAAAGCUGUGCGAGAACUUACAAAAUUUGAGUGCCUACUUUUCGGAAUUAUCGGGGGGAGUGGAUAGAAAACCAGAGACUUGUGAAGAAAUGAAGUCGCUAGAGUUAGUUCAAAAUAAAGACCAAAAUGUGGUGCAAUCCGUUGCAGAUAAAAGUUCAGGAAUAUAUUACACAGCAAUAAAGGAAAAUACUAACAAUUUUCAGAAAGAUGAAUCGGAGGAAAUAAAUAAACAAUGUUUGACCAGUCAUCUUGGGCAUAUUUCAGCUGAAGAGGAUUUUAAGGGAUUUCCAAGUGAGGAUGAAGAGACUAGCGACGGUAUGAAACCCAUAUCAGCAGUAAACUGUGAUAUUGUUCGAAGUCAAGUACAUGAAGUAGAUAGUUUGAACGAGGAUGACGAAUGGAAUGAUGAGUGUGAUUUUUUUGCAAAUUUCGACAUGGAAGAAGCCUUAGAUGCAGUUUCAAAGUCAAAAUUGUACAAAGGAAACUCCGACGAAUUAAUGUAUAACCUGGAGUUGAAUGCAGAUUCAGCAACAUGUUUUCGUACCGCGUCCAAUAAAACAGUUGAAAUAUCUAUGGAAGCAAAAGCUCGUGCAAACGAAAUAUUGCAAGAGCUGCCCCCGCUACCGACAAACACUAGUUGCACAGAUGACUUCACUAUGAAUGAUGAAAGAGAAGAGCCUCAGCAUUCUCUAAAUCAAACUAUAACAAUUUCGAAACACGUAGUAGAAAAAAUCGUUGAUAAAACUUCAGAAUCCUCACAGGAUACAUCCACGGAGAAUCGCACCAACCCUUCCACUAAUUUAGAUGGUGGAUUGACAAUAGAAAAAAAGGAAAUGCCAAGUUUGGUUGGUUUCUGUACGGCGUCAAAUAAGAAAAUUACGAUUUCAAGCGAAGCAAAACAGCAUGCUGCCAAAAUCCUUGAACAGCUGCCGCCAUUACAGCAUGAGCGCACUUCCUUGACCAGGGCAGCAAUAGAAAAAGAAUCGUUUAUAGGAUUUACAACAGCUUCAAGCAAAGCAAUAAAAAUAUCUAAGGAAGCACAAGAACGUGCCUUAAAGAUAUUAGAGCAUCUACCGGAAUUAAAUGUAAUUGUAGAAACGAAUAAUGAAGCUCCAACAAACGCGCCGAACACUUCCAUAUCUUGUGCAGGCUUUCGAACUGCUUCUAGCAAAGCUAUACGUAUAUCUGAAGAAGCACAAAAGCGUGCUGCAGUGAUCAUGCAAGAUGUGCCUUAUGAAAAUGUUGACCAUAUCCCCGAAGAGUGCAUAGGAAACAUGCAAUUCAGUGAGUGGCCCAUGGAGGGUGAGGAAGCACAAACUGAAGUAAAGGCUAGUACCACAAGUAACGAAGGUCUUCCUGGAUUUUCAACGGCAUCUAAAAAACCAAUUUUGGUGUCAGAAUUAGCUAAACAAAAAGCUGCCGCUAUUCUUGAGAACUUGCCAAAACUAAGUGACGCGCUACCAUCGGCAGCAAGUUUGAAAAAUUCAGAAAACGCUACCAAAGCCGAACCGUUGGAAAACGUGGUGUUUUCUGAAUGGCCACUGCUUGACGCGGAUGAUGUAUCUAAAGUUGAGCAGGAAUCACAAUUAAAUGUUUCGAGCAAAAGAAAACGCGAUGACAUAGAUCUUGUACCAAACGGUGAGGAGCUUUCAUCUUCCCCCCCAACAUACACCAAAACUAAUUUGUAAAUCUGUUGGCCUUCAACGAAGUCCUCUAGCUCAUAUACAACAAUCAGUUACACGUUCCAGCUUGAGUGAAUUGGCUGUAAAAACUCCGCCCGAUUACGCAGCUAGUCGUAGUAUAAUAGCGCGCAAGAAUCUACUCUCUUUGAAUAAACGGAAAAAAUCGAAUGCAAAAAUUAUUCAACGACCUAACGAGCUGAAGGAUGAAAGUGUUGGUGUAAAAACUCCAACGAAAA
Rhagoletis pomonella (apple maggot) is the source of this 2073-nucleotide messenger RNA. RefSeq lists its product as uncharacterized. Gene Ontology annotation, biological process: regulation of DNA-templated transcription; double-strand break repair via homologous recombination. Lineage: Eukaryota; Metazoa; Arthropoda; Insecta; Diptera; Tephritidae. The record is from RefSeq and is a predicted model, not a curated record. The transcript has 2 exons. The coding region runs from base 47 to 1843 and encodes 598 amino acids.